CAGAGUCGGAAUAAUUUUUUUCUGUGUCUCGCUGCAGCUCAAUUCCCAGAGAUUCUCCGUCACCCAUGAGCAGCUGCUGCAUUCUAUCAUCAGCUCUCUUAUGGCGGAGAAAGGCUACCAUUUCCAAGGUGGUGUAAUUCCAUCUAUUCACCACUCCAUUGCAGCCACCUCCAUUUCCAUUCCUUGUGUUCUCUCACGCACAGAAGCCACCAUGCCUCUUUUCUGCGUGUACUUUGUUCUCUUUAAAACCACCAGAUCUUGACCACUCUCUCUCUCUCUCUCUCUCUCUCUCUCUCUCAUUUGUGUUCCUUUUUUUCUCUCCAUGUUUGGCUCUGAGGUUCCUAAAAAAAAAAAAAACAGUGGGUUGGUGGGUUGGUGGUCCUAAAUACACUGAGGGUUGAGCUUUCUGCUGUGGAAACCAUGUGGGGUUUGUGCUGAAGCUGAUCUUAGACUAAGCAUUAUCUGCCUUUUUUUUCCCUACUGAGGACAAAGGGGCGCUCAUGGGGUUUUCUUUUGAGUCAGAAAAAGAUAAAAAACCAGCUGGGUUUUGUGUUACACCUUGGCUUUAGCCUCAAAUGACUUGCUGCUGUCUUUUAGAUAGCAAGGUGAGAUCAUGACUGUGUUUUUGGAGUCUGUGCUCGAGUUGACUUGCACCAUUAGGAAGAUCUGCUUUUCUGUAGGAUUUCACCAGACUGCCUCUUGGUUGAGGGAGAGAAGCUAGGGAACGGUAGGAGAUACAUUUAGCUUUGAAGUUAUUUGGAAGAAACACUUCUCCUUUGAAAUAUUUUUCUCCCGGUUUGAGGCCUUUCGGGGUUUGAAUCUAGCAUGGAAAGACUUCUUUGAUUAUGCCAUUUUCGCUUGGUUUCUUUCCUUUGAGGUCUGGUUUGUGAAACAAGCUUGCCACAGUUUUGUGAUGGUUUAUAGGUCUGGAUUUCACUACGUUUGACAUACUAUAUUACUACCUUUUCCUGCAUUUCAGCCAAUAGAUGGCCAUUUCAUCAAUCUUCUAAAAUAGGUCUAGGAGUUGGCUGCAGUUGUAAGCUUCAGUAACUGCUCACUGGAUCAGUUCAUGGUCAGGAAAAGGGUUUCCAUAGCUCAGAUUUCAGCUUGUUCUGUUCUGUCAUUGGGUUAGGAAGGCCUACUUUUCUCAUACUGAGCGAAUGAGGCCUGUGGAUGAUAAGGGGUGUUACAGCACUGGAUCAACUCAGGACAAUCCCAGCAGCAAUUCAUAUAACUUUGAGUUCCAGAAUGGAAAUGCAACCAACAAGGCUCGUCAGCAUCGCAAGAUCUUAGGUUCUCGAUCCAAGCCAACUCCUUCAAAAUGGGAUGAUGCCCAGAAGUGGCUGGUUGGAUUAUCUGGUGGAGGGGAUCACUGUCACAGCAAGAGCAAGCCCCGGAAUUCGAAUGCCGAUGAUCGAAGGCUUCUCGGUCCGAUGCCUCCGAAGGGAAGGGAUUCUUGCAGCAGUGCAGAUGGAGCAUUGGAAGAUGAUGCAGCACUGGCAGUUACUGCUCAGGAUGAAGGAGAAACAAAGAAAAUUGAUUGCAGCGAGUCAUCCUGGAGGAUCAGGAAGCCGGUCGAGGAGUCAUCCAUGGAAGUAAGAUCAGUUUGUGUGAGGGAUAUGGGCACAGAGAUGACCCCCAUAGCUAGCAAUGAGCCCUCCAGGACUGGUACACCACUCAGAGCCACAACUCCUGUGUUGAGGAGUCCCAUUUCCUCUAGAUCAUCCACCCCAGGGAGGAGCAGGCAAGGCACCCAAGCCCAUGAGAGCUACCAAGCAGGUAUGAGGAAUUUGGAGAGGAACAGUGACUCAGUGCUCUUUGGCAAGGCAAGUGGGAAUGGAUGGCCUACUAGAGGGGAAGGUGAAUUAGAUGCCGGCAAGAUAUCUGAAAAUAAGUGUGCAGAACAAGUAAGGAUCCCUGAUUCUCUGGAGUCUCGAGCGACGGCGUGGGACGAAGCUGAGCGCGCCAAGUAUAUGGCGAGAUACAAGCGUGAAGAAGUGAAGAUACAGGCAUGGGAGAAUCAUGAGAAAAGAAAAGCUGAAAUGGAGAUGAGGAGGAUGGAGCUGAAGGCUGAGAGGACGAAAUCUCGGGCUCAAGAAAAGCUGGCAAACAAGUUGGCCGCGACGCGAAGAAUAGCAGAGGAGAAGCGUGCUAAUGCGGAGGCUAAACUGAACGAAAGGGCUGCUAAAACGUCAGAGAGAGCAGAUUACAUUAGAAGGACAGGGCGCUUGCCAUCUUCCUUUUUCUCCUUCAAGCUGCCAUCACUCUGUGGUUAAAACAAUGUGAUGUAUUUAAUAUUACAUGCCCUCAUCUCUUCCUUAAGAGGUGUUUUCUUUGGUUAUAAUUCUUACAGUUUGUGCCACUGUAAUCAAUUUGAUUAUUCUUGUAAGAUGGAAAUGCAUCGAUAGCAUUGUGUUUCCCCAAAGUAUUGCAUUCCAUUCCCAAA
Molecule: messenger RNA, 2446 nt
Organism: Phoenix dactylifera (date palm)
Lineage: Eukaryota; Viridiplantae; Streptophyta; Magnoliopsida; Arecales; Arecaceae
Source: RefSeq, a predicted model, not a curated record